Macrosteles quadrilineatus (aster leafhopper) is the source of this 1954-nucleotide messenger RNA. RefSeq lists its product as uncharacterized. The record is from RefSeq and is a predicted model, not a curated record. NCBI's taxonomy places the organism in Eukaryota, Metazoa, Arthropoda, Insecta, Hemiptera, Cicadellidae. The transcript has 6 exons. Bases 66 to 1655 code for a protein of 529 amino acids.
GGCAUUGAGAGCUGGGACUUGGCAGUGAGAAAAGUGUCAUUCCCAAUCAGAGCAUAGUUUAAACCAUGGAGAAGUCGUCCACCAUGCUUUGUAUAGGAGUUUUGUGGCUAUGCUUUGCAAUUGUUACUGGUGACGUAAGAUAUUUUGUCUAUAAUACUGUAUCUUUAGAACACCUUUCUCCGGAACAAAUGGUUGAAACAUCUAAAGAAAUGGUUGUAUUCGCACACGAGCAUAUUUAUGAGAGAUGGUGGACGACAGAAAAUCUUACAUGUCAGGAGGUAGAGAAAGUAUUAGAUCUGAUGAGAGCAAACAUGGUAGAUGACCUGAACUUGCUUAUGAUUGAUGCAACAAGACAUUUAAAUAAAACUAGACGUGUUAAAGACAGGAAAAUACAGAGGUGCAGCGAAGAUAUUACAUACCAAAUUAAGGAAGCUGUCGAUGAUGCGGAUCACAGUUUCUUAAGAUGCACUGCAACGUCUUCAAUAAUACAAAAUGACAUCACAACAGAUAUGGAUAAGAAAAGAUUGAAAUACAAGAAUGCUAUUAACCAUACGCUAAAUAGCAUAGAUGACUGUUUAGUGUAUAGCAAUAAAAAUGCAGAAACACAUAGAGAUCAGUGCAUCGAAAAAUUAAUCAACGGAACUCAAAUAGAAACUAAAGAAGCCUGUAAAACAUUCACGGAAAGCAAAUGUAUGGCCCAUUUCACUGAUGAUAUUCUGAGCUGUACUUACAAAGUAUUUAAUGAAAUAGCAGAUAAAAGAGAAAAAAUUUUUAAUGAAAUACGAUCUUGCGUUGGAUAUCAUCAAGUUUAUCAAAAGCAGGACAACUACGGUCCGCUAUCCAAGGAUGCGUUGUCAUCUUUCGCACACUUUUACAAGGCUCUCAACUUUGCGUACGAUAAAAAGCUAACCGAAGCUCUGGCAUAUUAUAGUUCACAAAUUGCACGAGAGAACUAUAACUUGGCAAUCAACAAUGAAGCUAACUAUACAAGCCUACUUUACCCCUACUUUAUUGCCUUAAAUAAGACCUGGGAAGAAAACAGAUCUGAGAAAGAGAGAGCUUGUAAUUCGGAAGCUUAUAAAUCAUUGACAACGUAUAUUGCUGAAGCUGGAAAGGACAACCAGGAGUGCUGUGAAUACUACAAGAAUCAGUAUAUUCAAGAUUUUGAUACAUUUAAAAACACAAUCAAAACAUUUAACUCAAAGCUUCAAGAAGCAGGGAAUGUUGCAGUCUUAAGAUGCAUUGGACAAAGACCUAUAGAAAUCUUCAACCUAGCAACUAUUCAAAAAUGUGCUGCGCUAGCAAGAAAGAAUAUUGAGUGGGAGUGGGAAAAGGUAAUGGGUGAGUUCAGAAAAUAUUAUUUCUCUAGAUUUGCUGCCCCAAAAAUGCCUGAAGAAAAGACUUGUUAUGAUCUAAGGCGUUCGAGAUUGAUACUGGAUGCAGAGAAGACUAUGUAUAACUGUACAAGAUGUUUGUUUGGCGAAAAUGGGGACCAUUAUGCAGUGACACCGUUUCCUAAUAUUUAUACUGCCCAGCAAUGGGACAUUUUCAACGAGUCAAUAUUGAAGUUUGAUGGGAUCAUGCGCGAUUAUUAUAAUAAGUUAUCAACAACAGAGCAACCAACAACAACAGAGCAACCAACAACAACAGAUUAACCAACAACAACAGAGCAACCAACAACAACAGAGCAACCAACAACAACAGAGCAACCAACAACAACAGAGCAACCAACAACAACAGAGCAACCAACAACAACAGAGCAACCAACAACAACAGAUUAACCAACACAGUAUUCGUCAGUAAAACCAAUGGAAAUGGAAGAAGAUAUUAUAUUAUGGUCAUGAUGUCCAGCUAACAACUAUGUUAGUCUGAAGUAAGCUAAACUAUUUAUGUGUGUUGUAUUUUAUUAUUUUGGCAGAAUAAAUUAUUUGAACGGUUCUUGUUUUAACUAUUU